AUGUCGUCGAUAGACAUUGCGGUAGGUCAACGUUACGAUAGUAAAGACGAUUUAGAUAGACGACUGAAACUUCUUACAGUGAGGUAUAAAUUUGAUUUUGAUGUAGAAACAUCAACUCCGACAUCAUACGUUGUUAAGUGUUGGGUUGAUGGAUGUCUUUGGAGAGUUCGUGCUUCUACCCCAGGAGAAUCCAAGGCGUUUUUUGUUCGUAUUUACGAUUCGAAGCAUACAUGUUCCUGCACAGAGCGUUCUAAUCGAUCUCGACAAGCAACACCAGAUAUUUUAGGUAUGUUGUACAAGAACUUCGGCGACGUUGGUCCGGCCGUUCACCCUACGAGCGUCGGAAUAGCUAUCACUAAGCAGUUUGGUAUAAAGAUGGAUUAUUGGAAAUCAUACCGGACGUUGAAAUUUGCAAGGGAAAUCGAUGAGGGAACACCUGAGUGUGGGUUUGAAAGCUUGCCUUCUUACUUAUACAUGAUAAGAAGGGCAAAUCCGAGUACAGUGACGCGUCUUCAAAUCGAUGAGCUUGGAAGAUUCAUGUAUGUGUUUCUUGCCUUUGGUGCGAGCGUUAAUGGGUAUCCUUUCAUGCGCAAAGUUGUUGUAGUUGACGGUACGUUUCUCAAUGGUAAAUACAAAGGGACGCUACUCACAGCACUAGCUCAGGACGGUAACUUCCAGAUUUUUCCAAUAGCCUUCGCAAUGGUUGACAGAGAAAAUGAUGAUUCGUGGCAUUGGUUUUUUACGCAACUAAAACUUCUGAUUCCUGACGACGAGGGUCUUGCGAUAAUCUCGGACAUGCAUAACUCGAUAGGGAAAUCAAUUAGAAAUAUGUAUCCGUUGGCUACUCGGGGAAUAUGCACCUACCAUUUAUAUAAGAACAUAUUGGGACGGUACAAAGGAAAAAAAGCAUUCCGUCUGGUGAAGAAAGGGGCAAGAUGUUUUAGGAUGUCUGACUUUACUGCGAUUUUCGAGGAGAUUGAAGCGAUUCAUCCUGCACUCCACAGCUACCUCCAAAGAGCUGAUGUCCGCCUGUGGACGUGUGUUCAUUUCUCGGGAGAGAGGUACAAUUUGAUGACUACAAACAUAGCGGAAUCAAUGAACAGAGCAUUGUCGCAUGCAAGAGGUCUAAACAUUGUUCGAAUAUUAGAAUCGAUACGGGUUAUGAUGAACGGAGAGAGGAUGCCAGAUCGCAGCCAACAACGCUUACGCGUGGUGUCGAGAAACUACUACAUGUAA
Brassica rapa (field mustard) is the source of this 1236-nucleotide messenger RNA. RefSeq lists its product as uncharacterized. Lineage: Eukaryota; Viridiplantae; Streptophyta; Magnoliopsida; Brassicales; Brassicaceae. The record is from RefSeq and is a predicted model, not a curated record.